UAUUGUAAUAAAAUAUGUCAAAACGGCCAUUAUAGCGCGUACCAUAGAUUAUACACUUAAUUGGCGCGUACCGAUAUUGUAUUAUUCCAAAAACAUUAAUAUGAAAAACAUAGUUCCUAAUAUGGAAAUGUAAACACUAACUAAUAAAAUAGACGAGUAGGAUAAAAUAAAAACUCCAAAUUAAAACAAAGUCUCAUCAACAUGGACAGCGAUGAAGUAAACAUAUCCCAAGAGAAAAAAAACAAAUUAACUGCCACACAGCUUGCCCGCAUCGAACGGCAACGUCUACGGGCCAGAGCACUGCGUGACUCUCGACCCUUGCUGAGAAAUGAAGAUAAACCCGCACCAGUACCCACUCUUGGAUGCGGAGGUGGAUUCCUGCCAGAAGAGACACACGAGCUGAAUGCAGUGGUUGCGCCUUGCGCUCCCCUCGUGCACCCCGGCCACCAACCCCAUUGUCUUCAUUGCGGACGACCCUUUCCACAAUCUUUCCUCUAUGACAACUUUGACUAUUCAAUUUGUGACGAGUGUAGGGAUACUGAAGGAGAACACGCUCUCAUGACACGCACAGAGGCCAAGAACGAGUACCUUUUGAAGGAUUGCGACUUGGACAGUCGAGAACCCCCUUUGCGAUGUUUGCGACGCCGCAACCCGCACAGCGCUCGGUUCGGCGACAUGCGGUUGUACCUGCGCGCGCAGCUGCAGGAGCGCGCGCUGCAGGUGUGGGGCUCGCACGCGGCGCUGGACGAGGAGCGGGCGCGGCGGGAGGGCGCGCGGGCGGCGGGGGCGGGGCGGCGCGCAGUCCGCCGCCUGCGCGCGCUGCGGAUGGACGUGCGCUCGAGUCUGUACACGCCCCAGCGCGCCGCACACGAGCACGAGUUCGGUCCCGAGACGCACGAUGCCCGCGCCGACGUCUACUCCCGCUCCUGCCUCUCCUGCGGACACACCCAGUCCUAUGAGAAGAUGUGACAUUUUAAAUUGAAAAAAAAGUAUGGAAAAACAAGUGCUACCUUUUAAAAUUAUGUAUUGUACAAAUUGUGAUAGCUGUGAACAUAACAUUGAUUAGUCAAAAAUGGAAUUCAAAAAAAAAAAACAAAAAAAAAAAAUUAAAAUAUUUUGUGAAAAUGGAGCAAAUUACCUGAGUAAAAGAUAAUCUACCCAGGUUUAAGCUAUUAUUAUUCACAGCUCUAAAAUGCAUUCUAGGUUCAAAUCAGGAGAUCUAAUUUGAUUUGACACAGAUACCUAACCACCAGCCUGCUUAUUACUGCCAUAAAGUAGUCAUUCAUUUCGGUUUGGAGGGUGGCCACUUAACAACAGGCUGUUGGAUUGUCCACCGAUCUAAUAUAUUUAGAAUUGUUUUGCCUACCUAAUUGCUGGUCACCUAAAGAAGCUAUUUCAGCCAUGCACGGUUUGGUAGGUGAGCUUACAGGCCUCAACCUGGAAGAACUUGCUAAUUAGCUCUAGCCAGAAUUCCUCUGGCUUUGCUGAAUCUACCACCAUAUCGGAAUCGCAAAAAAAAUUCGGCGAAUAUCUCAUCAUCGAGUUCCAGAAAACACCUAAAACGGACUAGAAAGGAGAGUGGUAGAUAAGAUUUUUCUGCUUCUAAAAUCCUCCCCACAGUCUCCGACCUACCUGUGAUCAUGUCGUAUGUAACAGCGCCGAAAUAUCAGGAAGCCAUUAGAUGUGUUGCAUUUAGGUUAAUUCGCCCCAUCUAAAACAAAAGUUUGCACGCACACUAGAAUAGCACCGCACUUCCGUGAAGUAUCUACUUCAUUUGACUCCACACAGAAUACGGCCGUUCGAUUUGUCGGUAAACCGGUCUCGCAGGUAGUUCUCUGUUUUUUGUACCGUACGUUGUUGCCAUCAGGCCAUCGGGCUACUCUAAGGAAUUGUUUAAGAUUAUCUCAUCGUCUCUAUUUUAUCAUAGAACGACGUCGGUAGUGGCGGGAAGCAGCUGAAGCAAAGUACCUAUGUCCCGCACGUACCAGCUGAAACUCCUGUGAUCUUGUUCAAUUAAUCCUAGAAGUUAAAAUUGAAACCAACCAAAAAAACGACUAUCGCGCAACAACCCGCGUUCAAGCUUCAAAUGAUACAGAAGUUAACGGCAGAAAGCGUGUAGGUCAAUGUGCUUAGUGCGAGUUUUUUAACGUUCUCGUUAGCUUAAAACUUAACUCAUAUUAAAAUUUGAAUGGAAUGGGAUCGUUUGCCGCUAGGGGCGCUGUUCCAACUGCAUACUAAAUUGGGCUAACUUUUACGCUAUCGAGAACUUUAAAAAUCUCGCAGUAAGCACACAGCUUACACCUCGCCUUCAAGGGUUCCCCUCGUCGUAGCUUGCAUCAGGAUAUGGAGGGAACCUCGAAUCGUAUACUCUCAUGAAUUCUGGCUCGACGGCGACAAGUCUGUGUGGAUAGAUGAGCCUUUUUCGACGCCACCUACUUUUACAAAUUCCGAAAGGUAGCGAUACAAAAAUAUUUUCUUAUGAGAUAAUUGUAGAGUAUAAUUGACUAAAAUAGUAUUAGAUUUUUUCUCAAAUGUUGAAUAAAGGAUUCUAGGCAGACUCAUAAUAAUCUAGUGAUAUGUUGCUUGGACAAAUAGAUUUCCAUUUAUCUUUGUUACCGUGUAGAACAAAAUGUAUGAAACUUAUUUGGUGUAGGAAUUAAAGUGCAUGAUAGAUCAUAGAUUUUGUUUCUAUUUAGAAAAGAGCAUUGACCUUUUUUUUAAUUUCCUCGAUUGAAAUACCAUUUCACGACACCAUAGGCUAACUUUUAAUGAAAAAUCUUAUAAUAUACAUUUUAUUUUAAUCAAAUAUUUUUUCUCUAUGUUCAUCCUCAAAUAUCAUCAUACAUUUUCGCUGGUAACUUGGGGGAUUAUUCCAGCUUAAAAUAAAUUUUGCUAACACUAGCUCUAGCAAGAGCAAUGCUUAGCAGAUCGGAUGUCGGGUGUAAUGGCUGCUACACACGUUACGAAAAAUCGUUGCGAUCGGACGGUACAGUUUAAGCUGCACAGUUUUCGUAGUACUCCGACAUGUUACUAGAAAACUGUACGAUUGUUCAUUCGUUGAGCUAUGGCUUCGACUGACGACGCGUUAGCAGUUGUUGGUUUAUUAUUCGCUAUAAAAAAGCAAAAAGAAGAAAACAUCAAGAAAAAGAAAACACGUAUUUGGUAUAAAUAAUGGCUAAAGAAAAGAGAAGCUCAUUCCCAUGUUAAUUUAUUGAAGGAACUAAAGGUAUUUUCCUAAAUAUCGGGAUAUUUUUUUACGAAUGGAUACUGAUACUUAUUUACAUCUGCUGUCCAUGGUAUCGCCAAUAAUGAAAAAGCACUUAAUUUUCCAUAGACAAGUUUCAUUACGAUAUGUUCUAAUAUACACUGCAAUAAAUUCUUCUAGCCAGUCGCGGGACGAAGUCAUUUUACAAGCAAACGCACGAACAACCAUUCGGACCGCGAUCUACGCGAAAAUUGAAGAACGACUAGCACACACGUUACGAGAGUGCAGGCGAGUCGUUUAGUGCGGUAGGGCCCUAUAAAUAUCCUUGGGCCCGCGGUCUGCUCCCAACAUCUGCAGAUUGUCAAAUCCCACAUACCCCGCGCGCCACCUACUCGCGGGUACCCGUAGGAGGUUCGGCACCCGGCCCGAAAAAAAAUCGAGUUCUCUCAACUCGAUACCGAAACAAACAGCUCGACGAGAAGUCUCGUCGAUGAGCACGAGACUGACGGGACGGGUCUGCGUCUAUUUAGCCCUACCAAGAUGUAAUCCGUGAGGCGGUGCACUUGCUGAACCCACGAGUGUUUUGCGCGGAAUCCGAACUGUUUGUCGAUGAGAAUGCUUUUCAAGCCGAUGAAGGCGUUUGCGUAAUAGCCGUUGGUUUAAUUAGUCUCACGCUGGGUAGAGGCUGAUCGGACGGAAGCUCGCAGGUUCGUUUUUAAGUUUUCCAGGUUUGUGUAUGCUGGUAACGUCCGUUUCUUUCUACACCGCCGGAAAGAAGCAGUUGUCGUCAUAGUUGGCUUUAUUGAAACAGAUACCUUAGCUUAUUCUGUGUACGACUCAAAUGUAGUUUUGCUUUUAUUAUUAACCCAAAACAUUGUUAUAAUUUGAACUCGAAGCAUGAAAAUAAUAAUGACUUUAAUACUUGAGACUUAUCUAUCAAUAAAAGUUAUUGAUAGAUAAGUCAAUAUUAUAUUAAUUGAUAGAAUGAUGAAAGGCAUACCAUGUACAGGAUACAUUUUUUGAGGUAAUGGCUUUUCAUUAUUUAUGCCACUUAUGGCAUCAUCACCUUGAAAAUCAGUAAAAUUCUUGAUUAAUAAUAAAAAGUAACUACAGUAAAAUUUUAAAUUAGUAACAUAAAUUUUUCUAUAAUUAAAAAAAAUAAUUAAAUAACAGUGCAUAUUUUUUAAUUGUUGCCUAAUCUACUUUAUCCUACUAGGUAUAUAAUAUUAGGUAGUGAUCAAUUUGUCAUAUCUUAAUUUUAGUGAUUUUCAAACUUGUCACUGAUGUGUUGGUAUGGUUAUCGGUGUGUUUGACUAAUUGUUGAGUUACAAAUUGUACGUAAAAUCAUUUUUUGAAGUGGUUUUGAGACUUUUCUGUAUAUUUAUAUAAAAAAUACCAUUAUUUUCUUUGACUAAAAUAUGAAAUAAAGUCUCAUUCUUAGCAAUUUCUAAUAAAUGUGCUUUCUUUAAGUCUCUGUUUCCCUGAUUAUUAUAUAAUUUUACUGCGUCUGAGAUUCUACCUUCCUACCAAUCUGAUUGGCGAAGUUUGUAGUAAAUUCAUAAACUAAUUUUAAUCUAAAUUAAAGUAAACUAAAUUACCCAAAAUUCAUAAUUGUGAAGCACAUCUUCAAACACUUAAGAUAAAUCACUUAAAAUUAACCAAUCAAUGUAAAUAAGUCUGAAUAGCAAUUGAAAUGUCUUGAAAGAAACAAUAAAAGGCAAAGUCAUAGUUUUUAUGUGAUAAAUAAAUACAAAUCUAGAUGAUACUGAUUGUGUUAGAUAUUCUUCAAGUCAUCUGGUAGAUCGUUCUUAGGGUGUUUGUUCUCAAAAUGCUGUUUGUAAGUCUUAGGGUCAGGCAUCUGGGCCUGUAACAAUACAUUCACCAUGAAAUGCUGUCUGCCAGAGCUUUCACUUACACUGAAACAUAUGUUAGACAUUACCUUACAAACCACACAAACAUGGACAAGUGCCUUUUGUGCAGCUUUCUUCUGGUCGGUGGCACUGUGCCCCUGCUGUUUCUUCAUUUUGGACAUCUUUUCCGCAGCUUUAGCUUGUGACUGAAUUUUCUGGUGUCCGCGAGCCAUUGUGUACUGCUGAAGUUGAACUUCGUUAAAUUUUCUAUGACAGCCCAGAGGUUAGAUGUCAAGAGAAUACGGGAACUCCGUAAAUUUAAUCCAGCUGUGGUAAUGUAUACGAUUUUUCUUUAAUUACCAAGAAGUUGACGUGAAAUAAUUCAAAUUUCGACGUCAACAAAGAAACUAAUCGUGGACAAGGCAACAUACCUCAGAAAACGUCGUCUUAUAAACUAAUACGAAUUACAGCAAAGUGAAGCACUUAGGUUAUUAUUCUUUUUGACAGAUUUCCUAAUUAUUACUAAACUGUAAAAAAUGUUUUAUGUAGUAAAUUCGGUUUUAAAUUUAAUAUUCUUUAAAAUAUUACACUGUGAUACACAAUACCAUAGAUUAUCACGUUCAAAUAUUAGUGAAUUUAAGUGUAUUAUCUAUGAUCAUGUUAUCCGAUUCAAAUACGAGACACAUCACACGGCUAAUAAUGACAGGGCACACUGAAUUUGGCCUCCCUUUUGUUUGUUUGUUCGUCUUUUAUUUAUUUAUAAUUAAUUAAACAAAUGAUCAAUUAUCGUUUGUUCGACGACUACUGAUGAUUGUUUGAUCAUAAAAACAAUUAAAUUCCCAAUUAUUAAUUAUUUUAUAUCUAAUAAGCAAACUAUCACCUCACGCUUACAUUGCGCAUGCGCCGGUUUUAACACGUCAGCUGGCAAUGGCCGUAUUUACUAGCGUUUUGUUAACCAAGAAAUCAAAAUAAAAUAUUGUGCGCGUGCAACUUGAUGCACGUGAAAGAAGUGGAGCUUAUCGCAUAUUAUGCAAGAUCGCUCUUAGCGAUAAGACCGCCAAUUGUACUUUUUUGUGUUUAAUGUAUCGCACUGUUUAUUUGUUUUUUGGUGUACAAUAAAGAAUACUCUCUCUCUUAUUUUGCGGUGUGUAGUAUAACGGUUCUCUUAAGUUUUCAUCCUUAAAUAAAAUUUCUCUUGUAAUAGGGAAUUACGUGUAUAAAGAAACAACAUCUUCACCAUUUAUUUAUAUUAUGUUAAGUUAUAUAUAGGAAUUUUUUUUAUUAAAAAGUUUUCAUUAAAAUUAAAAUAAGAUUGGACCUAAAGGUCUUAGUACCAGAUCAUAAAAUCCCUUUAAAAAAAAGUAAUUUUAGAUCUAUUAGGAGUGGGAGGUGAAUGAAGUUAGCCCCUCAAAAAAUUUUUUUUUUCCUGUUUUCUACUUAUUUUCUAUUAAUUCGUUUGUUCAUCAUUUGUUCUUGAUUGUUCAUUGUUAAUAAUUGUUUGUUCUCCAUUUAUUUAUUUUAAAAAAAAUAUUAAAAAUAUAUCUAAAAGUUAGCCCCUCGAUUGCAAUUUUUAAUAUUUUUUCGUCCUUAAUUACUCGUAAAUAUUCAUUUUCGAUUGUUCUUAUAUAAAAUACGUUUGUUCUCUUUCGAAAUUACUCAUUUUUUGUUUAAUUAAUUGUAUUAGUUGAAUAAAUGUAUACAAAAUAUGUGUACUGCGCAUGCCAUAAGUGUAUAUUCUAUGGCGCAUGCGUCAACUAUAAUCAUAGAUUAUACACUUAAUAUAUACUAUAAUGCCUAAACUUUCUACGCGGUUUUAAUCGUGAAAAAAAAAACAAUUAUAAAUCCUGAAGGAUCAAUUAAUUGGUAUACAGUUUAAUUAAAAAAAUUAAAAAAUAAAUAAAUAAAAUAAUGUGCAUUCGCGUAAAGUUAGCCCAAAUACAUUUUUUCCAUCCUCCUAUAUACCUAUCGCUAUGAAGGUAUAAAAAAGAUAGGUUAAGAGCUCACAUAGGUAAUAUAAACAAAUAAGUAAAUAUGUUCAUUAUUUAUCUUUCAAGAGAUAAUGUAUGUAUACAUUAUAAUAACAUUUUGACACAGUCGAAAUUAUAUUCCUAACAUUAGUAAAAUAACAUUUUAAUAUUUUUUUUAUAGGUUAUGUAUUGAAAUUGUUGGAAAAUUAUUUCAUGUUUUAGCUGGAAAACUACAUGGAGAAUUAUAUGCAAUACAAGAUAAUGAGCUCCAUCAAAUGAAUUCGAAUGAAACCAAACUGUUUACCAUCCAAAUUCGAUUGUCGGGCAGAUAGAAAACGAAAAUUCACUCAUAGUGAACCUCGGCCUGCAUUUGUGAAACGGCAAAGACUCACUAUUAUCAAGGAAAUUGAAGAGACGACUAAAAAUGAGAUGUGUCGUAUUAUUAUACCUUGGCAUCUUGUAGUCAAGGUAGGUGUAACUGUCAAUAAUUAGUUACACUCACAGAUCUCCUAAUCAAAUAACAAUAUCAGAAAAAAUGAGAAUAGUUAGUUAGUUAGUGGAAGUAGCCAAAAUGGGCAAGUGGAUCUCAGUUCCUAUUACAUAAGGUACUAGGAAGUUUGUGAAAAUGAAAAUUUAUCACAGUGUAAUAUCACUUACUUACUUUAACAGUGAAGGAAAACAUUGUGAUGAAACCUGCACACCUAAAUGUUCUUAGGAUUUUCUUAGGUGUGUAAUCCACCAACCAGCACUAGGCCAGCGUGGUGGACUAAGGCCUAAAAACCCUCUCAAUGGUAGUGAAGGCCAGUGUCCAGCAAGGGGAUAUAUUAUAUGGGCUGAUGAUGAUGACUAGGAAGUUAAAUACUACUACUACUACUACGACAGUACACAUAUAAUCCUAUAUAUUUACAAACUAUACGUUUGUUGGAAAUUGCUAACAUUAUUUCAUAUUUCCAGCUGUCCAGCCACUUGAAAAUAGGUGUAGUAAUGACAAAGCUAUCCAAGUAGCUCCAGCACAGGAACACAAAGGCAAGGCGAGUGUGUAUUGCCACAUCACCCCUUAAUAUAUCUGAAGCAAGUAUAAGUAAACAAUCAGAACCAGCAAAAAAAAAACUGUUGUUCCUGAGGACAAAUUUGACAGUGAUGAGUCAAAUGCACCAGCAACAGAAGGAUCAACUGUUGACUAUGAGUUAUCUCUCUAUAUCUCCACUCCAUCAAAGACUUGUGCACUUCAGACUAUAGCUCUCAAGAAGACUAAAAAGUUGAAAAAAUGAAUGUGUUAACAACUUUAUCUAAAGUGAAAAAUAAACAACGUUUAUAUAUUGGUCUUCCACAAGAAUUAUGUUUCAUAAUAGGCUUGAUUGAGAAACAUACAAAUGUUUCUGAACAAAAUAUUAUAUUAUGUCUAAUGAGAAUAACAUUAAAUAGAACAUUCUCUCAAUUGGCUGAUGAUUUCGAUUUAUCUGUAAGUCAAGCAAGCAAUAUAUUUUUCAACAAACUCCCAGAAAUUGCAAAUGUAAUAUCACCCCUUGUUAGACUAUAAAAAAAACAAUACAAUAAAUAUAUAUGCAGGAAGGAUAAUUGAUGUCAACUUGGUGGAAAAUAGAAGGUUUUUAGAUAGUUUGCCACCUACAAAACUCUUUAAUUAAAUAAGUAAUCCUUACUUAUAAAUAGGAAGUUUUGUAAGUAUUUUCACUCUUCAUUCUAAAACUACUGAACAGAUUUUAAUAAGACUUUUAUGCUGGUCUUCUAUGGCUAGCAACUCAUUAUUAUUUUGAUUCUGUUUUCCACAAAUGUGCUAAAUAUGGGCUUAUAUAUAUGAAAAGGAAUAAAUAUUAAUGUUAUGUAACCUUUGUACCUGUAUGUUAAGAAUAAUUUUUAAUAAAACAUAAUUUAAAUUGAAA
Bombyx mori (domestic silkworm) is the source of this 8923-nucleotide messenger RNA. It is a transcript of the gene Xpac, whose product is annotated as DNA repair protein complementing XP-A cells homolog. Gene Ontology annotation, biological process: nucleotide-excision repair, DNA damage recognition; base-excision repair; nucleotide-excision repair involved in interstrand cross-link repair. The record is from RefSeq and is a predicted model, not a curated record. Bases 202 to 969 code for a protein of 255 amino acids. Gene Ontology annotation, molecular function: damaged DNA binding. The transcript has 4 exons. Gene Ontology annotation, cellular component: nucleotide-excision repair factor 1 complex. Lineage: Eukaryota; Metazoa; Arthropoda; Insecta; Lepidoptera; Bombycidae.